AAAGUUUUGUCUCCGGACACUUUGGUUGAAGUAAGUUGUAGACGACCGAGCUGUAGCCGUCAGUGUAGAGGAAUAUUUGAGGUCGUCUUUUCAGCGGAUGAAGCCGGGAUGGUGAGUCGGCGUCGAGUCACCUAUCUCCUUACGAUUUUGUUUUUUAUGGAUGCAUCUUUUAUUGACCACGUAGCCACUCAAUGUGGGGUUUUUUGGAGGCCUCCUGGAGAAGACUGGGCAAACACUUGGGAUGGAAUGCUUUACUUUAACUGUCCAAGAGGAAAAUCGAUCCGUCGCAUUCAUAGCAUCCACAGGAACUGCAUAGAGGAUCGGAUCUGGGCUUUUAGCUGUGAGUCAAACUCUGCAGCCCAAGUAUGCUCCUGGACAGGAUUCGUGAAUAGUUAUGACGAAAUUUUGGACUUCAAAUGCCCAAAUAAUGGUUUCAUUUCCGGCAUCUACAGUGUGCACAGCAACCAACGCGAGGAUCGCAGGUUUGAGUUCAAGUGUUGUCACAGUAGCAGCUACAGACGCUACAAAUGUGAAUGGGGCCACACUACUAACUGGGAUGCUGAUAUCAACUAUAGCACCUCUUGGGGUUGGCUGGCUGGAGCACAUAGCUAUCACAAUAACUAUUAUGAAGACAGACGGUGGCAAUUUUAUCAGUGUAGGAAGCAAUACAACAAAUAAUGAUGGGGACAGUACAAUAAGAAGGAUUUGAUCGAGUGGUUAACGUUUAAUUUGAUUAUACUAGAAAGAAUCUUAUCUUCGAAGCUAUGGACGCCUAAAUCAACUGGGUGAAUUUCUGGAAGUUAAAAUCUUAUCUUGUUUGAAUUUAAGCUUUAGACAGGCCAGCAGAGGUAUAAACAAAUCGAUUUUUCAAUCCGUCAAGCUGAAGAAAUUUGUGUUAAGAAGUAAGAAAGAAAUCAAAUUCUACUUGAAUAACUUUUCUAUAGAUUGUUACUUUCGGAUGCUCAAUCAUUGUCCAUAAAAUAUAUUAUAAUAUAAAUAAAA
Molecule: messenger RNA, 1002 nt
Organism: Stylophora pistillata
Lineage: Eukaryota; Metazoa; Cnidaria; Anthozoa; Scleractinia; Pocilloporidae
Product: hemagglutinin/amebocyte aggregation factor
Biological process (GO): collagen fibril organization
Cellular component (GO): extracellular matrix
Source: RefSeq, a predicted model, not a curated record